UGACCAGAAGCUGUGGCUGAUUAGCUGAAAGCAGUGUUUCCUGCAGGACUUUGAUAAGGAAGAAGGAACUGCAUUUCCUGAAAAUAGCCGCACCUGCUCAUCCCGUAAAGGAGGCGAGGCGUUGGGUCAGUCGACUGAAUAUAAGGAGGGCCAGAGAGUUGAACACAGCAUCCGAACCUCCAGAUCUCAAAGAGCAUCCUAGAAAGCCACAGAAGCCUUCACAGACAAAGAGAUGCUUCUCUCUGUACUUCUUAUCCUGGGCCUCUGCCUGGUGCCCAGUCAAUCCAAACCUACAGGUGAAAGACUCGGCAGUCCUUUUCUUCAGAAAUGCUUUGAAGAAGCAAAGAAAAUAGUAGACGAUGCAUAUACGUACUCCAGAGAAGAGAGCCUCAGACGGGUCCGCAGGGAUGUGGUGAAGCCUCAUGAUGCUCUUCGCCUCCUGAAGCAGCCUCGCGGUGACACUCGUUCAGCUGUGCGCUCUGCUGACUACAUGGCACAGACUCUCCGUUUGGUCCAAGAGAAAGUGCAUCGUGUGCACAAGCGCUCCCUCAAUGCAACAGAUUUACUCACGGAACAAGAUUUGAGAGAACUUGCCCGGAUUACUGGAUGUGAAGCUCGAAUCAGGAAUCCACCAUGUCACAACACACCAAAUAUCAACAAGUAUCGCACAAUCACCAGCGUCUGCAACAACUUAAACAACCCUCGCCUGGGUGCCUCCAACACCCCAUUCACCCGCUGGUUGCCCUCUGAGUACGAUGAUGACAUUUCCCAACCAAAAGGAUGGGACUUAAAUCGCAGAUUCAACAAUUUCUUGCUCCCAUUGGUGCGACAGGUGUCCAAUAGCAUCUUGAGCACAACAGAUGCAGGCGUUGUCAAUGACACAGAGUACGCUCACAUGGUGACCUUUUUUGGCCAGUGGAAUGACCAUGACCUCUCCUUCACACCAUUUUCACCAAGUAUCCGCUCCUUUAGCAAUGGGCUGAACUGCGACGAAAGUUGCGAGCACAGUGAGCCAUGCAUCCCUAUCCCGAUCCCUCCUGGAGACCCCCGCCUUCCCUCCCGUCCAGAUAGCUGCAUCCCAGCCUUUAGAUCUGCUCCUGCCUGUGGAACGGGUUACUCUGCAUUUAAUUUUGGUGGAGAACCCAACAAGAGGGAGCAGAUCAAUUCACUGACGGCCUUUCUGGAUCUGGGACAAGUAUAUGGCUCAGAUGAGAAGCUUGCCCUGAACCUUCGUGAUCUCACCAGUGAUUCCGGCCUGCUGCGCGUCAACACCGAAUUCAUGGACAACGGGCACGAGCUGCUGCCCUUCCACUCCCUGCAGGUGCAAAUGUGCGCCACCCGCAGAAGAAUCACCAACGAUACCAACGCCAGGGAGGUGCCCUGUUUUAUUGCAGGUGAUGGCCGCGUGGAUGAGAACAUCGCCCUGACCUCUAUCCACACCCUGUUUGUGCGUGAACACAACCGUUUGGCUCGUCAGCUGAAGAGGCUGAAUCCACACUGGGACAGUGAGACUCUCUACCAAGAGGCGCGCAAGAUCAUGGGUGCUUACACCCAGAUUUUUGUCUUCAGGGAUUAUCUUCCUCACAUUUUGGGUCCUGAUGCAAUGCGCAGACAUAUUGGACGUUACCCAGGCUACAACUCCAAUGUUGACCCUAGCAUCGCCAAUGUGUUUGCGACAGCUGCUUACCGUUUCGCUCACCUGGCCAUCCAGCCAGCUUUGUUCAGACUGGAUCCAAACUACAGAGAGCACCCUCAGUUCCCCAGUGUCCCCCUGUUCAAGGCUUUCUUCACCCCCUGGAGAGUCAUCUUCGAAGGUGGAGUCGACCCUGUGCUGCGUGGUCUGCUAGGUCGCCCUGCUAAACUGGGCACUCAGGACAACAUGCUGGUGGAUGCUCUGAGAGAGAGGUUGUUUGAAUUCAUCCAGCACCUGGCUCUGGACCUGGGUGCUCUGAACAUGCAGAGGGGUCGUGAUCAUGGCCUGCCUGGCUACAACGCCUGGCGCAGGUUCUGUGGUCUGUCCCAGCCUAGUAACCAGGCAGAGCUGGCUCAGGUUUUGAGGAAUCCCACCCUGGCUCAGAAGCUGCUGGAGCUCUACGGGACCCCCGAAAACAUCGACGUGUGGCUUGGAGGAGUCGCAGAGCCAUUUGUGCCUGGCGGCCGCGUGGGUCCUCUGUUCGCCUGCCUCAUUGGAACUCAGUUCCAGAAAAUCCGUGGGGGUGACAGGCUGUGGUACCAGAACCCCGGUGUUUUCAAGCCACAGCAGAGGCAGGCUCUGUUCGCUGUUACACUCUCCAGAGUCAUCUGUGACAACACCGGCAUCACGUCUGUGCCCAGUGACGCUUUCAGCGUCAUCUCAAAUAGGAACCGUCUGGUGCCGUGCUACACUCUGCCUCGCCUGAAUCUUUCACCAUGGAGGGAAAGACCCUGUGGCUUCGGAUUUCCUGAGGAUUGUUUGAGGUCCAGUGACGGAGAGAACCCAACCCAGACAGAUGAACUGAACAAUCUGGACCCGCAGGACCCACUGGAUCUCCAGGAUCCCGUAGAUCCUGUGGACCCUUCCGACCUUCAGGAUCCUCUGGACCCUGUGGAUCCACAAGAUCCACUGGAACUUGAGACCAAUGAGAUCCAGUAAGACCAUUCAGCGCCAGAUGCCCUCUAGGAUCACCAAUAUUCAAACAUCAGUUCUGGGAUGACGGCCUAUACCCAGAGAGACUCAUUUGUUUCCAUCAUAAAGAAACAAAACAAGCCAACACAGAACUCAGACACACCUGUUUAUAUUCCUCAGUCAUUCACUCUGCACUUCUUCCAUCGGAGCAGAAAGCUGGGAUUACAAAGGAAAUUGUCAAGCUGGCCGUCAACGUCUUCGUCUCAGGACAUUUGUUCUUCUCUAUGGGACAGAAACACUUUCUUUCCAGGAUGAACCUCCCAUUAGAAAACACCAGUGACUUGUGGGCUUUUAAAUUUGUUUACGACAGUCAUUCGCAGUAGCAGAUGACUAGAUAAAAACACACCAUACCACUGUAUCCUCAUUUUACUCUUUAUUGUAAUAAUAAGGCAUUUUGUUAGUUUUAGGCUUCAUACCAAUGGGUUUUAAUUGAACAAAUGUGUUUGACUCUGUUACAACUGCGUCUAUUUUACAAAAAAGAAAAUCAACAUUAGGAUAAUUUUGAUGGGAUCAACCAAUAUUAAUUUAUGAACAUGUUUUGCAUUAAAUAUUUUACCUUCGAGUAUUGUGUUAUGAUUUAUCUGAUCAUAUUUUUGUUUUACUGCAACUUUGUUGUUUUACAUUUAAUGUUGAAUAUUGCAUUCAAUAAAGCAAUUGAGCGAUCA
Messenger RNA from Poecilia latipinna (sailfin molly), 3330 nucleotides. It is a transcript of the gene mpx, whose product is annotated as myeloid-specific peroxidase. NCBI's taxonomy places the organism in Eukaryota, Metazoa, Chordata, Actinopteri, Cyprinodontiformes, Poeciliidae. Gene Ontology annotation, molecular function: peroxidase activity; heme binding. The transcript has 16 exons. The coding region runs from base 233 to 2632 and encodes 799 amino acids. The record is from RefSeq and is a predicted model, not a curated record. Gene Ontology annotation, biological process: response to oxidative stress.